CAAGCACUUCUCGGGGGUUCCAGUGACCUACAGGUACAAAAACAGAACUCCUUCCAUGGAGUUGAACCAACCAGCCAUUGACUGGUUCAAGCACCAAGUGAGCUUGCUUGGCGAAUUGAGGUUCACCGACGAAGAAAUCGAGUACUUGAGGGUGACAUUGCCGCAAUUGCCCUCGGAGUACUUGCAAUACUUGAAGGGAUUCAGGCUCGAGCCUGCUACCCAGAUCAGGUACCAUGAAGGAGAACCAAAAGACUUUGGGGUCGAGGUGGUGGGUGACUGGGAAAAGACCAUCUUGUACGAAAUACCUUUGUUGGCAUUGGUGUCAGAGGCCUACUUCAAAUUCGUUGACACUGACUGGAACUAUGACGGUCAGCACGAGUUGGCCCAGCACAAAUGUGGCCUUCUUUUGGAUAACCACUGCACGUUCAGUGAGUUUGGAACCAGGAGAAGAAGGUCCUUUGAGACCCAGAACAUCGUGGUCAAGGCAUUGAAGGAGUUCACCACUGGGCACCCCAAUGCGUCCACAUUAAUGGGUACUUCGAACGUGUUGCUUGCCAAAACCUACGGACUCAAGCCAAUUGGAACAGUUGCUCACGAAUGGUACAUGGGCAUUGCUUCGAUCACCCAGGACUACAAAAAUGCCAAUCGUAAAGCAAUGGACUACUGGUUCGAUACCUUCGACCCCAAGUACGCUGGAUUGGCCUUGACUGACACGUUCGGUACCGACUCGUACUUGAAAGUGUUUGAAAAGCCGUACACGGACCACUACGCAGGGGUCAGACAAGACUCUGGCGAUCCAGAGGUGUACGCAGAGAAAAUUGCUGAGCACUACAAGAAGCUCGGAUAUGCCCCACAUUCCAAGGUGAUUUGUUUCAGCGACUCAUUGAAUAUCGAGAAGUGCUUGAAAUUGAAGCAGAAGGCUGAUUCCCUAGGAUUAAUUACCACGUUCGGGAUCGGAACUUUUUUUACCAACGAUUUCACCACUGUGAAGGAGCCACACCAGAAGUCAGCACCACUAAACAUCGUGAUCAAAUUGAAGGAAGUCAACGGCAACUUCGCCAUCAAAAUUAGUGACAAUAUAGGAAAGAACAUGGGAGAUAAGGCGACGGUGGCUCAGGUGAAGAAGGAGCUUGGGUACCAGGAGAGGGAAUGGGUGGAGGGGGACGAGAGUAGGAGGUGGUAGUACGAAACAGCCAGAAUUGGAAUAUGACAGUACAGUAGGAUAAGUCAUGAACAUUCCGAUUAAUUCGAUAAUUAAUAAUGGUUUACGGGCAGUUCAGAUUGAUAGUACUGACGAUAAGUCGAGAAUAUGGAAGGGUGAAGCAUGAUAUGGUCACGGGUAGGAAGGGACG
Suhomyces tanzawaensis NRRL Y-17324 is the source of this 1352-nucleotide messenger RNA. RefSeq names its product nicotinate phosphoribosyltransferase (gene NPT1). Gene Ontology annotation, molecular function: nicotinate phosphoribosyltransferase activity. The record is from RefSeq and is a predicted model, not a curated record. The transcript has a single exon. Gene Ontology annotation, biological process: NAD+ biosynthetic process. Lineage: Eukaryota; Fungi; Ascomycota; Pichiomycetes; Serinales; Debaryomycetaceae. Bases 56 to 1183 code for a protein of 375 amino acids.